AGCUGUUUGUGUUUACUCUGUUAGUUUAUAUUUUGUAUUAUUUUCGUAAAAUGGCACUAUUUUCGUUUUUAAGAAGUAGAACUGUUUUCUGGCUGAGUGUCGCUGGCACCACGGUGGGUGCAGCUUGUGGCAUAAAGGACCUUAUGCAAGGCGGCCGAUUCACCAAAGAGACUGAUGAAACCGGCAAAGUAGUCAUCGUGACUGGUGCCAAUACAGGGAUAGGGAAGGAAACGGUACGAGAACUUGCUAAGCGGAAUGCCACGGUUUAUAUGGCAUGCCGGAACCUGAAGAAAUGUGAAGAGGCCCGCAAAGAAAUAGUUUUGGAAACCAAGAAUCCGAACAUCUACUGCCGGCAAUGCGAUCUUGCCUCCCAAGAAUCCAUCCGCCAUUUCGUGGCUGCCUACAAACGUGAGCAAACCAAGCUUCACAUCCUUAUAAAUAAUGCGGGCGUCAUGCGUUGUCCUCGAUCCUUGACGACAGAUGGUAUUGAGCUUCAAUUGGGAGUAAAUCACAUGGGCCACUUCCUUCUAACUACGCAAUUGUUGGAUAUGCUUAAGAAAUCCGCUCCCAGUAGGAUUGUUAAUGUCUCAAGCUUAGCUCACACUCGUGGUGAAAUAAAUACCGGCGACCUCAACAGCGACAAAUCCUACGACGAAGGCAAAGCCUACUCGCAAAGUAAACUGGCCAAUGUCCUCUUUACAAGAGAACUUGCCAGACGACUGGAGGGUACCGGGGUGACUGUUAAUGCCCUACAUCCUGGCGUUGUGGAUACAGAGAUUAUAAGACACAUGGGCUUCUUUAAUAACUUCUUUGCAGGGUUGUUUGUGAAACCCUUGUUCUGGCCAUUUGUUAAGACUCCAAAGAAUGGUGCCCAGACCACGUUGUAUGUUGCCCUGGAUCCUGAACUGAAAAAGGUGACCGGCCAAUAUUUUAGCGACUGCAAAAUCAAGGAAGUGGCUCCGGCGGCCUUGGACGUUCAAACUGCCAAGUGGCUUUGGGCAGUCAGUGACAAGUGGACUAAACCAGCGACCAUCGAUAUAAAAUAGGCACAUGUUGAACUGAUUGUAAAAAAAAAUGUUUCUGACGCUCCAAAUUUAAAGUUAAAUUCUUAUUUUUA
Drosophila ananassae is the source of this 1117-nucleotide messenger RNA. RefSeq names its product retinol dehydrogenase 13. Bases 51 to 1046 code for a protein of 331 amino acids. The transcript has 6 exons. The record is from RefSeq and is a predicted model, not a curated record. NCBI's taxonomy places the organism in Eukaryota, Metazoa, Arthropoda, Insecta, Diptera, Drosophilidae.